AUGAACUCGAUUAUUCCAAAUAUAAAUUCUAAGGCUAAUGCAUUGUUGCAGCUAAUAUUACUGACAACUGCAGGCCUGUUAUUGUGUAUAUUGUUAUUUUCAACAUAUAGGGAAUAGGAAAUUCCCUAUAAUGGAGAAGUACUAAAGUGCAAGUUGAAGUACGAUGCUAAGAUGAAAUGCUAAUUAAAUAAUAGAACAUUGAAUAACGAUAAAAUUACAUAGGAUGAUUGCCAAUUACAAUACAUAUGUAAUUCGAUAUUAGCAACCUACCCAAUCACAAUUAUCGAUGGAGUAUUGAUUCUAGUGACGAUAGUGAUGAGUUUGAUGAAACAUUCGAAUUUGCCAAGGAACAUCACCACCUUUAAUGUGGUUUCGUUGAUCUCCAUACUAUUGAGUGCAUCCACUUUAUUCAUCAUGUCCAUAAUCUUGAUGACUGGAGCCAAGAAUGAAAACCUGAGUGUCUGGAUACUGGUGAUCUAAUUGCUCAUUUCUCUAAUUCUAUUUGCAAGUCUCAUUUUCAUAAAAAAGGAGGAAGAAUUUUCGAAUUUCAUAAAAAGACAGGAGGAAAUGAAUGGGACUGAAAUAAACCAAUAUGUGAUUAACUGA
Molecule: messenger RNA, 606 nt
Organism: Paramecium octaurelia
Lineage: Eukaryota; Ciliophora; Oligohymenophorea; Peniculida; Parameciidae
Source: the annotation of a GenBank genome assembly